AUGGUCAAAGAUUACACUUCCCCGCAAGAGACACGACAUCCGUACUACAAGCAAACCGGCGUGCCAAAUCUCUUCCGGCAGUUCCACAAUUUCGAUGAUAAAACAGUGUUUGGGAAAUAUGAAGAGCUGGUCAACGAUGCAGACAGCCGUAAUUUUGUGAUAGACUUCAGCACUGAAGAAGCUUGGGCGGCAUUCAACUUACAAUCUCAUGAUUUUAUUGGACUUCUCAAGACGAAGAGACCUCCUUCUCUCGGAACACGAUGGAUCAAUAUUUGGGCCCCAAAUCUCCAGAAGGAUGUCGUUCAGGCAAUAGCUUUAUACUAUGGAUUCUCACCGCGUCUUCUCGGCCUGAUGUGCUCAGAUCCGCUCAAACCCAUGCCAAUGGUCAUAGCCGAGCGGAAGCGUCGGUUUUACCAUCGAACGUCGAAAGACGACACUGUACGGAAAACUGCGUCUAGUUAUGUAACAGAUGCCGAGGUUGGCAUCCAGAUGACGGAGCGAAAAUCCGCAGAGACAUCAGCGCUUCGUCUUGACCUUAAUCACUACCAUUUAGUGGAUGAAGUAUGGCAUUAUUCUUCAGUGGACUGGGGACGGAGUUAUAUGUGUUUGGGGUUCAACUCACUCUACAACGUUCACAUCGACUUAUCAAAUACAGACGAUAAGGAACGGAGCCGUCUCGACGUGCCCGAUGGGAAAAGGGUAUGGAGCUGGCUAAUAAUUUGCGAUGACGGCACGGUAAUCUCGGUUCAUGAGGAUCCAUUUCCUGGGAAUCAUUGUCAGAGCAAAGCCCGAAAAUCAGCAAUUCGCGCGAUUCGCCGCAAUCUUCUCAUAGUCUUUGGUCAGUUGUCCAGAGCUACCGAUGAAAGUGAUAUGCCGAACCCAAUCACGCUUUUGCCUAUCAGAAAAGGGCCGCACACGCCGCAAAACUACCCUGAGGGCGUGUCCGCAGCAACAAACAACACGGACGCGCCAAGUUUACUGCUUUACUACCUUUUCGAUGAUUGGUAUACAAGUUAUUCCCUUGUGGUGAGAACAGGUCAUCAAUAUGCCGCGGAACUGGAUAAACUGCGAGAGCAAAUGCUUGAUAAACCCGAACUUAGACAGAUUGACAGAUUGCACCAUAUUGGGCGCCAACUGGGCGUUCUCAAGCGUAUUUAUCGAAGUUACGAGCUCAUCAUUGAUAGAGUCCUUGAGAAGCAACGACCGGCAACAUUCAACCAAAUGGACUAUACUGAACCUCAGUCAACACAUGGAUUGAAGCCUAAAAUCGAGGCAAUUACGCGCCGACAUAUGCAUCGGAUAUUCUCAGACGUCGAAGCACCUGAAACGGACGGGUUUCUGGGGGCGCCUUUGAGCCAGGCAGCUAUUGUCCGAUUUGAGCGACUCAAAGAUCGGAUUGGACUUUAUGCGCUGAGCGAGAUUCAGGAAUGCUUGGAGGAGAAAGAAUCCUUGGUGCUCAUGAAUUUCAACUUGAUAGCCAUCAAAGAAUCUUUCUCAGUGGAAAGACUGACCAGAAUAACAAUUCUUUUAUCUAAAGUUGCUAUGCUAUUCAUGCCUGUUAGUCUUAUGACUGCAUACUUUUCAGUCCAAAUUCCGGAUUUACAGAGCGAAUACACCGCAACGACCUACUGGGCUAGCUUCUCCGUGAUCAUGGCAUUGUCAGUUCUGUCUCUUGUUGUUUUUGGGAUGCUCAGUGGCACAGUUGAAGGGAAGACGAUAUACAAACCCUUCAGCCAGAGCAUUGCAGAAGUCUACAGGCGUACCUUUCGACCAAAGAAGAAGAUACACGGAUAGACAUGAGAUCACAGCAUGAUGGUGUUUGUUU
This is a messenger RNA of Xylona heveae TC161, 1825 nucleotides long. RefSeq lists its product as hypothetical. The transcript is spliced from 9 exons. Gene Ontology annotation, molecular function: magnesium ion binding; cobalt ion transmembrane transporter activity; magnesium ion transmembrane transporter activity. NCBI's taxonomy places the organism in Eukaryota, Fungi, Ascomycota, Xylonomycetes, Xylonales, Xylonaceae. The record is from RefSeq and is a predicted model, not a curated record. The coding region runs from base 1 to 1794 and encodes 597 amino acids.